UAGGCAUAAACGGUGGGAAAUUUCCAUCAACUUGGAAAAAACAAUAGAAUAAAUAAUUCUUGGCCACGAGGUGAGAGCUCAGAGAGUCACAAGGUCAAAGAUCCUGUCCCAUUUGUCUGUGGUGACAAGCACCCCCCCAAAAAAAGGAACGCCUCACCUUAAACAAUGAAGUGUCCCUGGGAAGCUGAAAAAGAUUUCUGCUCGGCACAUUAGCCAAAGGCAAGAGGGGCCGAUCUCUCUUCGUUCCGAGUGCCACCCUCUACAAGAUCCUCACACCAGAGCCAAGACCCAAGUCCACUGUGCUUCCAUACCUCCACCCCAGACAUUACUCUGGGGUCUGUCUGAGGCCAUCAGUGUGAAGAUGAUCAGUGCCUUCCUAGCAUGACGACCUUGGACCAUGUGAUCGCCACCCAGCAGUCAGAGUGGGUCUCCUUCAGUGAGGAGCCACUCUUUCCUGUCCCUUCCGAGGGGGGCGCCGAGGAGCACCUCCCAGCACUGUCGUCUUACUCAGACCAGUCUGAGAGCUCCUCCGGGGAGAACCAAGCGGCAGAAAGAGGCUCUCAGGAGCUUUCCCACUCAGAGCAGGAUGACUCCUCUGAAAAGCUGGGCCUCAUCUCUGAAGCGACCUCCCCUCCUGGGAGCCCCGAGCAGCCCCCACCUGACCUGGCCUUUGCCAUCAGCAACUGGGUUCAAUUUGAAGACGACAUGCCCUGGGCCAGCACAUCACCAUCUCAGAAGGAAACAG
This is a messenger RNA of Leptonychotes weddellii (Weddell seal), 745 nucleotides long. Lineage: Eukaryota; Metazoa; Chordata; Mammalia; Carnivora; Phocidae. The record is from RefSeq and is a predicted model, not a curated record.